This is a messenger RNA of Phyllopteryx taeniolatus (common seadragon), 3336 nucleotides long. It is a transcript of the gene rtn4rl1a, whose product is annotated as reticulon-4 receptor-like 1. The record is from RefSeq and is a predicted model, not a curated record. The transcript has 3 exons. Lineage: Eukaryota; Metazoa; Chordata; Actinopteri; Syngnathiformes; Syngnathidae. The coding region runs from base 188 to 1519 and encodes 443 amino acids. Gene Ontology annotation, molecular function: protein binding. Gene Ontology annotation, cellular component: plasma membrane.
GAGUCCGCACAAAACGACGAAGAAGCCCAGGAGGACGACGGCGACGGCGUGCUUCAUCACGUAAAGUCCCGCCAUUUGUCGGAAGACAUUUCCCAAAAGUCACUCGGAACCGGCGGCGCCAUCGCUUCACUUUGACCGACGCGGGGGAGGAGGAGCAUGCUGCUCCCGCGCGGACCAAGAUUCUAGAAUGUUCACACGCCGUUGCGGCGGUGCGGAGCUGCUGCUGGUUCUGUGCGGCCUGGACGCGUCGCUGCCGUGCCCGCGCCACUGCAUCUGCUACACGUCGCCCAGCACCGUGUCGUGCCAGGCGCACGACUUCCAGGCCGUGCCCGAGGGCAUCCCGGCCGACAGCCGGCGCAUCUUCCUGCAGAACAACAAGAUCGGCCGGCUCCUGCGCGGACACUUCCCGCCGGCCGCCGCCAUGCUGUGGCUGUACUCCAACAACAUCUCGUACAUUCAGCCGUCCGCCUUCCACGGCUUCCGGCUGCUGGAAGAGCUGGACCUGGGCGACAACCGCGACUUGAAGGCGGUCGCCGCUGAGACCUUCCGGGGUCUGGACCGACUGCGCGCCUUGCACCUGUACCGCUGCGGUCUGCUCAGCCUGCCGCCGGGAGUCUUUGCCGACCUCCACGACCUCCAGUAUCUCUACCUGCAGGACAACCAGUUGGAGUUCCUGGAGGACGACCUGUUCAUUGACCUGCUGAACCUCAGCCAUCUGUUCCUGCACGGCAACCGCCUGUGGAGCCUCCACCAGAACACCUUCCGGGGCCUGGGCGCCUUGGACCGCCUGCUCCUGCACCAGAACCGCAUCCAGUGGGUGGACCGGCAGGCUUUUCAUGACCUGGGGCGCCUCACCACGCUCUACUUGUUCAACAACUCCCUGACGGAGAUGUCGGCGGGGAGCCUGGCUCUCCUGCCUUCCCUCGAGUACCUCCGCCUCAACGACAACCCUUGGGACUGCGACUGUGAGGCGCUGCCUCUUUGGGACUGGCUGAGGAACUUCCGAGGAUCCACUUCUUCAUUGGUGUGCGUUUCGCCUCCAGAGAUGGAGGGGAAAGACUUGAAGAUGCUGAGGAAGGAGGAGCUACCCACUUGUCUGAAGGGAGAGGGCGGGCCAGGCGGUGUCACCGGUGGCGAUUCAUUGAACCACCUGAAUCGUCACCGGAGCCGUAACAACCAACACCAGCGACCGUACCUGCCCCAUGGUGAUCAGCACAACCUACCGCCACCCUCAACCUUGCCACGGCCACCCAAGGGGGGCCGCGGGAACUGCACCCGGCGGGGUCGCAAGGCCAAAGUGGGGCCCAACGAGGUGCGGCUGCUUGGCAAGGGGAAGGAGAAAGACUUCAGGGAUAAACAUGACGGGAUGACCACUGCCAGGAGGAAGAACAAGUGUUUGCCAAGAACUUCAGUGGGCCCCCCCAGUGGGGUCCAGAGGGCCACUAGUGCGGCGGCAGCACCCUUUGCUGGGGGCUUUUUCUGUUUAGCGCUGCUAGCAUCACUGCUAACUCUGCACUGACCCAAGACUUGGUCACUUUGGACCUUGGAAAAGGGACUCACAAGUCCAUUGUCAAGAGUACAAAGGCCCAGAACGUGUACUGUGUACAGUCCAAAAUUUGUGCAGAAAUGUCUCAGUCAGGGAAAAUAACAUACUCCUUUGAUGUCUGUGUAGAUUCUCAAGUCAUUCAGGUCAUGAUAAUCCACAAAGGUUGAAUGGAGGCUGCUGGACUUGUUCUUGUUUGUUGAAGUCAUUUCACCUUUGUUCCAAAAUGCUUCAGUUCUUAAUUUUAGGUGUGGCGUCUCGCUGUUAACGGCUAUGGUGGGUGUAUCCCAUUAGGGCGAUCAUUUGCAUCUUGCGUCUGUCCUGACAUCUUCCCCCCUCCCCCCAAGACAGUUGGUCAUGACGGUCGUUCCCCAGCCAUGACUGGCAAUGACAACAACGCCAGAGACAUACUAAAUAGUGAGACUCCACAUCUAAGAUUUAGAACUCAAGAAGCCUUUUGGAUUAAACAAAAACAAGAGUCCAGUUGCCUCCAUUCAACUUUUGCGGAUUACAAUUUUGAGGUGUACAUAGGAAAGAUGGUACACAGUGGGAGUGCCUAACAAGGACCUCGCCAUCCUCAAACUUGGAGACUUACCGUCAAACUUCUCAAGAAGGCUUUCCUAAAUGCUAGAUCUCGGACGGUGCCCCAUCAAUGGACUGCUUGGCCAUGUUUAUGGUCUUGGGAACAUGGUUCUUGGUUAUAGCCCAUGGUCUUGGCCAGAGUCAGUGUCUUGACUGUAGAUCAUGGUUAUGGUCCAUGGUCUUGGAUCUGGGUGUUAGGCUGUUUUUUUUCCCUUUGACUGUGACCACAAUCAUGCCAACACAAGCACAAAGAUUUUUUGUGUGUGUGUCAUCAUAAAUGUUAAGAAGACCACUGGAGAUAAACUGGAGACCAGGAGUGUGGAUGCUUGUGUAAUGUCACCUGAUGAUGUCACCUUGGUGGUGUGUGAUGAUGUCACUUGUAUCUUCUGUCCUGUGAAGAGGAGUUUGUAAUAGUUGAAAUCCUGUUCUUGUUUCUCCUCCAACCUCAACUCUUCCAGUCCUUCAUUUUUUACCUCCAUUCUCUCCUUAUCUCCAUCUUCACCUCCUUUUGUGUCAAUUCUCCCCCUCAUCUCCUCUGCCCCCAACUCUUUCAUUCUCCUCCAUCGUCUCCCACAGCAAAUUUCUAAACCUCUCUUCCACCUUUUUCUCAUCUCCUCCACUCAUUUCUUUCUCUAUCCUCAGCUCCCCACAACAUAUCUCCUCCAAGCUGUCUUUUCCAUUUUCACCUCUUCCUUUGUCCUCUGCUUUCAAAGCCAAUCUUCUCCAGCUUCACCUCCUCCAACUCUCGUUUUCCACUCAACUCCUCCACCGUUCCCUCUCUUUUCCAUAUCAUCCUGCAGUCUCCUCCCCCUUUAUCUCCCAUCUUCUCCAGUUCGACCACAUUGUCACCAUCUUCACUGUCUCACAUCCCUCUCAUCCACCACCUCCAUCCUUACCUUUCCCUUUAUUACCUCCCAUCUCCUCCACUUGCUAUUUUCUUCAGUUUCACUUCAUGUUACUGUCUUUUUCUCCACCCUUUCCAUGUCCUCCACCAUUAUAUCCUAGCUCCUCCACCCUUGCCUCCUCCACCUUCAUCUCCUAUCUUCUCCAGUUUCACCACCUGCUGACACCAUCUUCUCCUCCGCGUGUUUUCCUUCUCCUCAACCAUCCAUGUUCCAUUAUCACCCCCACCAGUUGUCUCCAUCACCACCUCCUCCCUUCCACAACACAAAUACACAGUUUCUAAAUAAAAAACAGGUGUCCUCAAACAA